Otolemur garnettii (small-eared galago) is the source of this 2405-nucleotide messenger RNA. RefSeq names its product growth factor receptor bound protein 10 (gene GRB10). Gene Ontology annotation, molecular function: insulin receptor binding. The record is from RefSeq and is a predicted model, not a curated record. Lineage: Eukaryota; Metazoa; Chordata; Mammalia; Primates; Galagidae. Bases 222 to 2003 code for a protein of 593 amino acids. The transcript has 17 exons. Gene Ontology annotation, biological process: negative regulation of Wnt signaling pathway; insulin receptor signaling pathway; negative regulation of insulin receptor signaling pathway.
CCAGUGUGAGUUCAGUGAUGGCCUCUUUCCUUUUCAGUUUUGGAGCUGACCGCAAUGCUGAGCAGGAAAGGGCAGCUGCAGGCCCAGUGACCAGUGGCUGUGUCCUCGCCAGCAUCCUCUUCGUGGAGCUAGGUGGCCGCGUCGGCAGACAGAGCCGCCGAGCCAACUCCUGACGGGUGCUGCUGCGCAGUAGAUGUAAUUUGAAGAAGGAAAAGGAACCCAUGGCUUUAGCGGGCUGCCCUGAUUCCCUUUUGCACCAUCCGUACUACCAGGACAAAGUGGAGCAGAUACCUCACAGUCAGCAGGACCUGGGAAGGCCUGAGUUUCCAGCACAGUCGGAGCGACUCCCCAGGCACCAAGAGGAUGAUGUGGACCUGGAAGCGCUGGUGAAUGACAUGAACGCGUCCCUGGAGAGCCUGUCCUCAGCCUGCAGCAUGCAGUCAGACACGGUGCCCCUCCUGCAGAACGGCCAGCAUGCCCGCAGCCAGCCACGGACCCCCAGCACUCGGCCCCUGCAGCCGCAGGCGUCCCCGAGGCAGAAAGUGCAGCGCUCUCAGCCUGUGCACAUCCUCGCCGUCAGGCGCCUUCAGGAGGAAGACCAGCAGUUCAGAACCUCGUCGUUGCCGGCCAUCCCAAACCCUUUCCCUGAGCUCUGUGGCCCUGGCAGCUCCCCUGUGCUGGCGCCAAGUUCCUUACCUCCGACCCAGGCUGCUGCCAAGCAGGAUGUGAAAGUCUUUAGUGAAGAUGGGACAAGCAAAGUGGUGGAGAUUCUCACAGACAUGACAGCCAGGGACCUGUGCCAACUGCUGGUUUACAAAAGUCACUGUGUGGACGACAACAGCUGGACACUAGUGGAGCACCACCCACACCUAGGACUAGAAAGGUGCUUGGAAGACCACGAGCUGGUGGUCCAGGUGGAGAGCACCAUGGCGAGUGAAAGCAAGUUCUUAUUCAGGAAGAAUUACGCGAAGUAUGAGUUUUUUAAAAAUCCUAUGAAUUUCUUCCCAGAACAGAUGGUUACUUGGUGCCAACAGUCAAAUGGCAGUCAAACUCAGCUUUUGCAGAAUUUUCUCAACUCUAGUAGUUGUCCUGAAAUUCAAGGAUUUUUGCAUGUGAAAGAGCUGGGGAAGAAAUCAUGGAAAAAGUUGUACGUGUGUUUGCGCAGAUCAGGCCUUUAUUGCUCCACAAAGGGGACUUCAAAGGAACCCAGGCACCUGCAGCUGCUGGCUGACCUGGAGGACAGCAACGUCUUCUCGCUGAUCGCUGGCCGUAAGCAGUACAGCGCUCCCACCGACCAUGGGCUGUGCAUAAAGCCAAACAAAGUUCGGAAUGAAGCUAAAGAGCUGAGGCUGCUGUGCGCGGAGGACGAGCAGAGCCGUGUGUGCUGGAUAACAGCGUUCCGGCUCCUCAAGUACGGGAUGCUCCUUUACCAGAACUAUCGAAUCCCUCAGCAGAGGAAGGCCUUGCUGGCCCCGUUCUCCACACCAGUGCGCAGCGUCUCUGAGAACUCCCUUGUGGCAAUGGACUUCUCUGGGCAAACAGGGCGCGUGAUAGAGAAUCCUGCUGAAGCCCAGAGCGCAGCCCUGGAGGAGGGCCACGCUUGGAGGAAGCGAAGCACACGGAUGAAUAUCCUAAGUAGCCAAAGUCCCCUCCACCCUUCUACCCUAAGUACAGUGAUCCACAGGACACAGCACUGGUUUCACGGGAGGAUCUCCAGGGAGGAAUCCCACCGGAUCAUUAAACAGCAAGGGCUUGUGGACGGGCUUUUUCUCCUCCGUGACAGCCAGAGUAAUCCAAAGGCAUUUGUACUCACACUGUGUCAUCACCAGAAAAUUAAAAAUUUCCAGAUCUUACCUUGUGAGGAUGAUGGGCAGAUGUUCUUCAGCCUGGAUGACGGAAACACCAAAUUCUCUGACCUGAUCCAGCUGGUCGACUUUUACCAGCUGAACAAGGGAGUCCUGCCUUGUAAACUCAAGCACCACUGCAUCCGAGUGGCCUUAUGACCUCAGAUGUGCUCUUGCCGUCGGCUGAAGACUGGAGGAAGUUAACACUGGAAAGAAGAAGAGGUCUGUAUGUUGGUUAAGAAAUCACAUCUGUUCUGCACCUUGGGACUCAGAGUGAGAUGGGUUCGUUAGGUGCCAACUGACCAAGAAUGACUAGUUUUGUUGGACUUAAUGACAAUUUGCUGCUGCGAAUCCAGCAGGAUCGCCUACCCUCCCCACCCCCUGCGUUCUUUUGGCUAAAUCCGGGAGGGCAUGGAAGAGCCAGCGUGAAUUUGAGAAUUAAACUGGAAUGAUCAUCUUGGCUGGACCACUGAAGAACAAGAACCGGAAAGAAGUGAUUGGAAGUGAACUCUUGCCCUGGAAUAAUCUUGACAAUUAAAACUGAUAUGUUUACUUUUUGUA